AUGUCGGAUGAACGUGAUCUGAAACAUGAUAUUGAGCCCGCUCGUCAUGAUGUCGAUAUCGGGCAGAUGCUUGCUGUUCAGGCUACACCGGAGGAGGAGAGGACGGUUUUGCGAAAGCUAGAUUGCUAUCUGAUGCCUCUGAUGGGGUGUGCCUACUUUCUUCAAUUUCUGGACAAGCUGGCUCUAAGCCAGGCGACGCUUUUCAAUUUACGAGAAGACUUGAAUCUCCAAGGCUCCAACUAUUCCUGGACAUCGGCUGUGUUCUACUUUGGCUACUUUUUCUGGAGUUGGCCGAGCUCUUAUGUGAUCGUGCGUCUGCCGAUUGGGAAGUACUUGGCAUGUUCAGUUUUUAUCUGGGGUGGUAUUUUGAUGUGCCAUGCCGCAACGAAGAAUUUCGCCGGCCUAAUGUGCGCCCGUUUCUUCCUCGGCGUCGGAGAGGCGGCCAUUGCCCCCGGCUUCACACUGCUAACAGGCAUGUUCUAUAAGCGAGAGGAGCAGCCAAUGCGGCAAUCCGCAUGGUUCUUCGGAAAUUGCAUCGCCGUCCUCGUCGGCGGCCUCAUCGCCUACGGAGUCGGCAACAUAAACACAACAGCAAUCGAGCACUGGAAAUUACUGUUCCUCAUCCUCGGUGCCGUAACCUCAUGCUACGCAGUCGUUCUAUUCUUCUUCCUACCAGACUCCGUCGACAAAGCCGUCUUUCUAACAGAGAACGAACGCGCCAUCGCCGUCCAACGCACAAUCACAAACAAGACCGGCAUCCUGGACAAUAACAAAUUCAAAUGGUCCCAAGCUGUCCAAGCUCUCAAAGAUCCACAGGCAUGGUGCCUAAUUCUAAACUCACUUACUUCAAAUUUGUGCAAUGGGGGCAUCACAACCUUCACAUCAAUAAUAACAGCCGGCUUCGGUUUCACAGAUCUAAAAGCCCUCCUGAUGCAAAUGCCUCAAGGUGCCGCGCAAAUCGUCUUUUUAGUACUUACCUCCCUGGCGGUAACAUACAUCCCACACUCGCGCGUGCUAGCCCAAAUCUUCAACACAAUCGUCUCCGUCAUCGGAAUGCUACUAAUCUGGAAACUCAAUCCGGAAGAACAAGUAGGCCGAAUGGUCGGGCUAAGUAUCGGCAUCGUGUACGCGAUCAAUUUGCCCAUCUCGUUGAGUAUCGUUACUUCCAAUGUGGCUGGAUUCUCGAAGAAGAGCGUUGUAUCUUCUUUGCUUUUUAUUUCGUAUUGCGUUGGCAAUGUUAUUGGGCCUCAAUUCUUUUUGGCGAAGGAGGAGCCUUCUUAUCCGACUGGUAUCAAGGCUGCUAUGUCGGGGCUUGUGUUGAGUAUUUUCUUCCUGGUUGUUCUUUACUUUUAUUAUAUUUAUGAGAAUCGGCGGAGGGAUCGAUUGUAUGGUCGGCCUGAGGAUAUGACUGUUGGGGCAGAGUUACAGGAUGAGCUGUCUAACAAGACGGAUACGGAGAUUGAGAGCUUUCGGUAUAUUCUUUAG
Penicillium manginii is the source of this 1485-nucleotide messenger RNA. RefSeq lists its product as uncharacterized. The record is from RefSeq and is a predicted model, not a curated record. Bases 1 to 1485 code for a protein of 494 amino acids. Gene Ontology annotation, biological process: tripeptide transport; transmembrane transport; dipeptide transport. Gene Ontology annotation, cellular component: plasma membrane. The transcript has 7 exons. Gene Ontology annotation, molecular function: dipeptide transmembrane transporter activity; allantoate transmembrane transporter activity. NCBI's taxonomy places the organism in Eukaryota, Fungi, Ascomycota, Eurotiomycetes, Eurotiales, Aspergillaceae.